AUGGCCCAAGCCGCCCAGACCAAAGCACAGCAUGGCGUCGCCGCCGCGAAGCAGGCCAAGACGGAGCCCGCCCUCUGUCCGACCGACGACGAGAACAAAGUCAUGCCGAAGUCAAAAGCCUUUUCGUUUGACUAUGCCUGGCGAUCCGGCGUCGCUGGAGGAGUCGCCGGCUGCACCGCAAAAACAUUGGUCGCGCCGCUCGAUCGAGUGAAGAUUCUCUUCCAGGCCAGCAACCCGCAGUUUGCCAAGUACACCGGCUCGUCCUUUGGCGUCUUGUCGGCCAUGCGAGAUAUCUACGGCCACGAGGGCAGUCGCGGCCUCUUCCGCGGCCACUCGGCCACGCUUCUUCGAAUCUUCCCAUAUGCAGGCAUCAAGUUUCUGGCCUAUGAGCAAAUACGAGCCGUCAUGAUUCCCGAUAAGACCUACGAGACGCCACUGCGCCGGCUCGUCAGCGGCAGCCUCGCCGGCGUCACCUCCGUCUUCUUCACAUAUCCGCUCGAGGUCAUCCGCGUGCGCCUGGCCUUUGAGACGAAAUCGCAGGGCCGAUCACCCCUCAUCUCCAUCUGCCGGCAAAUAUACAACGAGCAGCCCGUCAACAAGACGGCUACGGCGCGGCUACCGAGCGCGGGGGCGCCAAGUCCCGUCGGCGAGGUCGUCCACGAGACUGCCAAGGUUGUCGACGCGGUAACGCCGCGCAAGGGACUGGUCAACUUUUACCGCGGCUUCACCCCGACCAUGCUCGGCAUGCUGCCCUACGCCGGCAUGUCCUUCCUGACGCACGACACCGCCACCGAUAUGCUGCGACACCCCAUGGUAGCCGAGUACACGACGUUGCCGAAAAAGGCAAACCACCCGCCUGGCAAGCCCGCGGCUCUGCGGUCCUGGGCGGAGCUGUGCGCUGGCGGCGCGGCUGGCUUGAUUUCGCAAACGGCCUCGUAUCCGCUCGAGGUCAUUCGCCGGCGAAUGCAGGUCGGCGGUGCCGUGGGCGACGGUCGUCGGUUGCGUAUUGGUGAGACCGCAAACAUGAUUUGGAAGGAGCGCGGCUUCCGGGGGUUUUUUGUCGGUCUGACGAUUGGAUACGUCAAGGUUAUUCCCUUGGCGGCUGUGAGCUUCUAUACAUAUGAGAGAAUGAAGCUCGUCCUCGGUAUUUAG
Messenger RNA from Akanthomyces muscarius, 1152 nucleotides. RefSeq lists its product as uncharacterized. The coding region runs from base 1 to 1152 and encodes 383 amino acids. The record is from RefSeq and is a predicted model, not a curated record. Gene Ontology annotation, biological process: transmembrane transport. The transcript is spliced from 2 exons. Lineage: Eukaryota; Fungi; Ascomycota; Sordariomycetes; Hypocreales; Cordycipitaceae.